This is a messenger RNA of Acyrthosiphon pisum (pea aphid), 1284 nucleotides long. RefSeq names its product zinc finger MYM-type protein 1-like. The coding region runs from base 1 to 1284 and encodes 427 amino acids. The transcript is spliced from 8 exons. The record is from RefSeq and is a predicted model, not a curated record. Gene Ontology annotation, molecular function: protein dimerization activity. NCBI's taxonomy places the organism in Eukaryota, Metazoa, Arthropoda, Insecta, Hemiptera, Aphididae.
AUGUUCAGUAUACAAAAUCAGAUAAUUGAAGCUUGCAAUAAACUCAUUUUAAAUAAAAUUGUGGACAAAAUAAAUAAAUCGCAAUGUUUCUCAAUUUUGGCCGACGAGACAACUGAUGUAUCAAAUAUAGAGCAGUUGUCACUUUGUGUUAGAUAUGUUAACAACAAUAACAUGCUAAAUGAAGAUUUUAUUCAGUUUAUUGCUAUUCAUAGCCUAACAGGUUUAGACUUGGCUACAUCUAUAUUAAAAGGUUUAAGUGAUUGUGGAGUAAAUUCCGAGUAUAUAUACGGGCAAGGCUAUGAUAGAGCUAGCAAUAUGGCAGGGCAAUUUAAAAGUGUUCAAAAAAUAAGAGAUAAAUACCCUAACGCUCUAUACGUACACUGUUCAGCGCAUUCCCUGAACUUAGCAGUUUCAUCUUCUAGCAAUAUAAAACCAAUUAGAAACUCUCUAAAUUUCAUAUCUAUUGAAUGGAAAGAUUCAUCUUCCACUGAUGCAAAUAUGUUUUUAAAAUGUAUUCAAGAUUCAGAGUUCUUAGUUUCCCUUUAUGUUACAAAGGAAAGAAUAGAUCUGAAGAAAACGGUUGAUAUUGUGGAAAACUUAAUACAAUCAUUAAUGAAUAUUAGAGAAGAUGCCCAACAUGAAUUUAAGAGAAUAGUUGACGAAGCUCAGACAAUGGCUGAAUUAAUUGGAACAUCAAUCUCUAGAAAAAGAAUUACAUCAAAGAAAACCAAUCGAGCAAAUCCUCAAAAUUUAAAAUCUACCAAGGAUUAUUAUCGAGUAACUGUGUUUUUGCCAUACAUUGAUAAUUUCAUUUCUCAACUGAAAGAUAGAUUUGUGAAUCAUAAAAACGUUUUAAGAGGAUUCGAGUGCCUAUUUCAUUCAGAAUUUUCCAAUGAAGACAGAAAUGAAUUUCAGCACCUAAUUGAACUAUAUUCUCCUGCAAUUGAUAGGCACAAUGUGCUUGCAGAACUGAAGAUGUGGAAAUUAAAACUAGCCUCCAGUAGUAACGAAAUAACUAAAACUGGGAUAGAAGCGUUCCUUAACUGCGAUAAAGACAUUAAACUUCUCUUAAAAAUAUUUGUGACAUUGCCUGUGUCAACUGCAACUCCUGAGAGGAGUUUUUCUAGUCUAAAAAGGCUUAAAACGCAUCUACGUAAUACAAUGAAUGAGACACGGCUGAAUGGAUUGUCAUUACUAUCAGUUCAUAGAAAUAUUGAUUUAUCCGCGGAAGAAGUCAUAGACGAAUUGUCCAAAACAUCUAGAAAACUAGACUUUGUUUUGUAA